Molecule: messenger RNA, 2079 nt
Organism: Cinara cedri
Lineage: Eukaryota; Metazoa; Arthropoda; Insecta; Hemiptera; Aphididae
Source: the annotation of a GenBank genome assembly
UAUUGGCGAAGCAUAUUGCCGACCGGAGUCGGUUUCCAGACGGGGUCGCCGUUGACCCGUUCAGCGGCGCCGACGAAAAAGCGAUUCAGCUAGCCAAAUCUUGUCGUAAAGGUAACAUACCUACCUACCGUACCUACGCAAUAUAUUAUGUUCAUUUAUAACAUUAAAUUUUUUUUUUUUCUUUAUUAAUUUUUGAUUUUACAUCAGUGAUCGCUAUGGAUAUUGAUCGAACAAAAAUUAAAUUGGCCCGGCACAACGCCGGUGUAUAUGGCUGUGCCGAAAACGUCAGAUUUUUAUACCGGACCGAGUGGUCAACAGGCAAAUGUAGUGGUCACGUCGCCCCCGUAGCUCCCCAGUACCUCCGCCUGGACUCGUACAGCCCGUCGGUCUUGUGCGAGGCUUACGGGGGCGGCGAAGCCAUCGUGCGGAUUGCGAAAUCGAUGGCACCGAAGUUGGCCCUACAUUUGCCCAGAACGGUUGAUAAAUCCGAGGUUCGUAUACUGUUUUUUGUCUUAAAAUUAUUCCUAAAUGUUCUAUUCUGUUUUACUUUACAUUCUAUAGUAAUUGAUGAUUCGUAUACUUAUUUGUUUCAGUGCGUAGCAAUUGACAAAAAGCUCUGCGUUACUCGAAUAAAGAGUAGAAAAAUGGUAUUAUUUUUUUGGAAGAGGAAAAUGGUCACUGUCAAUUACUACUGUCUAAAAAAAAUAUUAUCUCCAAAAUUCGAUCAAUCCAAUUACCUAUGUAUUUACUUUGUUAUCUAUAUAGUUGUAUAAUGUAAAAUAUAAUUCCUCGAAAAUCGGGUGUACAAUUCAUUCGACUUUGGAUUUUGGGUGUUCCGAUAAAUCAACCGUUUAGUCUGAAUUUGUUUGAUUGCAUGUAAUGAUAACAGAUACAAAUUUAGACUGGAAAAGUAAGAAAAUGUAAAUUGUUAAAAAUCACAUUUGAUAAAUGUUAGUUAUAAUAUCGUGUACAUGCAUUUUCAUUAAUUUGCGACAUAAUUUCCUGAACAAUAACGAUAAUACCCUACGAUUUGUCAUCCCUACGGCCUAAUAGAAAUUCAACUUUUAUAUAGUAAAAAUAGGGAUUACAGACGAUAUUUAUUUUUAAAAUAUGAAAAUUGCAAUUUUAUCGUUUGUUUGCGGAUUUCUGGUGGUUAUACGAGAAAAACUUUGUUAUUUUAAAAAGAAAACUUUUUUUUUUUAAAUCCUCUAACGACUCAAAAUUGUAAUUAUUUAAAGUUCCACUGUACAGCGAUAUAGCGUAUAUGAUGAGUACAUGUGUAAAAAUAAAAAUACUUUCGUUUAUCCUGCAGGGUCAUUUUUAAAACCAUACAUAGGUACUGAACAAUACAUAUAGGGGAAUUUUUUCUUAAAAUCAUUUUCCGUUAAUUUUACGGGGAAUGUAAAGACAGAUAUAAUCAUAGUAUUAUAUUAUUUUUAAAAUUUUAAAUGUAUGAGAAAUUCGUAUACUGUUAACAAUAACUCGUAAGUUUAAUUACAGAGCAUUCAUGCAAAUUGUAGAACCAGUAACAUCCGUUCUUAAUACGUCUAAAGUAGCGAAUGCUACGCUACUUAAAACUUCAUUUUUGGAUGCAAUCGGUCGCUCUCCUACGCAACAAAACGUACCGCCGGCCGAACCACAACUCCUUACCAAUGCGUCAAGUGAGUAUAGUUAUAACUAUUUUAUAAAGCUAAACUUUCAACAUCAAAAUCGUGUACAUUCAAAAGUUCAAUAAACUUUUCCGAAGUAGGAUCUACUACUAGGAUUGGAACAUCGCAUCUGAAUGCUACUGUCGAACCGAGCCAGAUCGAGAGUCCUACGCAACGCAUCUUACCGCCGGGCAAAACACGACCCAUUACCAAAUCGUCAAGUGAGUAUAGUUAUAACUAUUUUAUGAAGCUCAAAUUUCAAAAUCAAAAUCGUGUACAUUCUAAAGUUCAUUAUACUUUUCCGUAGUAGGGCCUACCAGUAUGACUGAAAUAUCGCAACAGAAUGCUACUGUCGUUCCGAGCAAGUUUGACAGUACGCCACAGCGCAUAUUAUCGCCGGCCAAAUUACAACCCACUACCAAUUCUUCAA